AUGACCCCCCCAAGAAGAUACGAUAUAAUCAUAGUCGGGGCGGGCGUGGCCGGCAUCAAUACGGCCUAUCGCAUCCAGACCAUGCUACCCAACUACUCAUAUGCCAUUCUGGAAGCUCGAGACGUUGCGGGCGGUACCUGGGACCUCUUCCGGUACCCCGGAGUGCGCCUCGACACUGGCAUCCACACGUUCGGAUUCCCGUGGCAGACAUAUCACCAUGACAAGACUAUGCUGGAUGGUAGUUCCAUGUUGGAAUAUAUCAACAGUAGCGCGAAGAAACAUAAGAUUGAUAAUCACAUCUUAUUCGGCCAUCAGCUUAAAAAACUGAAUUGGGAUACCCAGGAAAGCCAGUGGACCUUGACAGCGGAGUAUCAAGAUCAAGAGCCCCGUUUCACCGCAAAAUUCGUAAUCUUCGCGACGGGAUACUACGAUUAUGAGCAGCCGCUCCCAGCCGAAAUACCGGGCUUGAGCCGCUAUAAAGGAGUGGUCGUACACCCACAAUUCUGGCCUGAAGACCUCGAUUAUGCCGGAAAAAGGAUCGCUGUGAUCGGCAGCGGUUCGACCGCAAUCUCAAUGGUUCCCAAGCUCGCAGAGACAGCAUCGGCCGUAACCAUGAUCCAGCGAAGCCCGAGCUACAUUGUGUCCAUCCCUGAUAGUGUAGAUACAUGGUUGAGCCGACUACUGCCUGUCACGGUAUUGCACAUGCUCAAGCGCUAUAGGUUCAUGGCGGUUAUGCUGGCGAGCUAUUACUUCUGUCGAAACUUUCCUCGACUCGCAAAAUAUAUUUUGCUGAGGCUGGCUGGCUAUCAGCUCCCCGACCAUGUUCCCCUGUCGCCUCAUUUUACACCCAAAUAUGACCCGUGGGAUCAGCGUCUGCUGGCAUGCCCUGAUGGGGAUUUCUUCCGAAGUUUGCACACGGGAAAAACCAACAUCGAGACAGCGAACAUCAAGACAGUCACUGAGAGUAGUGUUGUUCUCGACAACGGCCGCUUCAUCGACGCAGAUAUCAUUGUAACUGCGACAGGCCUUCGGUUACAGAUCGGGGGUGGAGCACAAUUCGAAUUGGACGGAAAACCGUGUGAUAUUGCUGAGAAGGUCAUGUGGAAAGGCAUGAUGCUGCAGGAUAUUCCCAACUGCUUUUUUGUCCUGGGGCAUCUGACAGAUGCGUCAUGGACUCUUGGAGCAGACGCAGUCGCCCUACUGAUCCACCGGAUGAUAAACCAUAUGGACAAGGAAGGUAUUCGGGCGGCUACUCCUCGCAUGUAUGGCUCGCCAGGCAAGCCUUCUCAGCUUUGGAAAUUGAAUGCCAACUAUAUGCUGAGGGGUGAAAACAACGUACCCAGGGCGGGCGAAAAUGCACCAUGGAACCCUCGGACAAAUUACAUCUUGGAUUAUUUUGAUGCUCGGUAUGGAUCAUUUGACUCAUGUAUGGAGUUUUCAGGGGGUUACGGGAAUGGUAUGUGUGACGUGAGUGAAUUCGUGAAGGAGAAAUAG
This is a messenger RNA of Aspergillus bombycis, 1494 nucleotides long. Its product is annotated as flavin-containing monooxygenase. The transcript has a single exon. The record is from RefSeq and is a predicted model, not a curated record. The coding region runs from base 1 to 1494 and encodes 497 amino acids. NCBI's taxonomy places the organism in Eukaryota, Fungi, Ascomycota, Eurotiomycetes, Eurotiales, Aspergillaceae.